UCCCAAGAACAUCUUGAGGGAGAGAAGAGGGGGCUAUAGGACAGCUUUCUUUGUGUCAGCGCUACAGUUCUUUCACAGCUCGGCAGUUGAACUCCAAGUCUUCACUUUGCUCCAAUCUGCUCCUGCACUGAUUGUAGUCCAGCUGAAUUGUUCCUUCAGCAGACAACCCUUUCCCAACUCUCUGAACUACCAAAAUGGAGUCUGCUACAAUGGAGCUGUCCUCCCUGCUCUCCAAUCAGUCAUCAGAGAGCUGUGCGGCGGUGGACACAACAGCUGAGAACAUGUUGUUUGGAUGCUUCUACAUCCUUGUUUUCUUUCUGGCGCUGAACGGUAACAGCCUGGCUCUCUGGAUCUUCUCUCACCAGCGUGGCUCUUCCUCUCCAGCUAACAUUUUCUUGAUCCAUCUGGCUGUGGCAGACUUAUCGUACGUGAUUAUCCUCCCACUGAGGGCCACCUACCACCUCACUGGAGGCCACUGGCCCUUUGGCGAGGUGCCCUGCAGAGUGGCAGGCUUUUUGUUUUAUGUCAACAUGUACGCCAGCCUGUACUUCCUGGCCUGCGUGGCUGGGGAUCGCUACCUGGCUGUUGUUCACGCUGUAAGGUCACUGAAGGUUCGUCGUGCUCGCUACGCUCACAUCAUCAGCUUCUCUCUAUGGGCCCUGGUUACUGUCUCCAUGGCGCCACUGCUAAUCACCCACCAGACUGCAGAGGUGGACGGCAUGACCGUGUGUUUGCAGCUCUACAGAGAGAAGGCCUCGCGCAAUGCACUGAUCUCACUGGCUGUGGCCUUUACCCCACCUUUCCUCGCCACACUGUCUUGUUACCUGCUCAUCAUUCUCAGCCUGCGUCGGGGCUCCAGGUUAGAGCCGACCCUCAAGCUGAGGGCCCUGCGCACCAUCGGUCUGGUCAUGCUCAUCUAUGUAGUCUGUUUUCUGCCUUAUCAUGUGAGCAGAGCCACUUUCAUCCUGGGCUACAGCCAUCCUGACGUCUCCUGCCAGACACGCAGAGGCCUGAGCCUGGCCAACCGCCUCACCUCCUCUCUCACCUGUCUGAAUGGCGCCAUGGAUCCGCUAAUCUACCUUUUUGGGGCAGAGAAGUUCCGUGGCACUCUAAUGACAUUGUUUUGCAAAGAUAAGGCUGGGAUGUCAGGAGCCACUAGUGGAGAGUUAAAGGUAACACAUGAGAGCUCUGUGAGUGCCAAGUCGGAGUUUUGAGGAAGAGAAAUGUGUCUGGAGCACUGUUUGGUACAGAUGCAAACAAAAACAAACAAAAAUUGGUCUGACUAUCAACUGACUGUUGACAUAUGAGGAUUGGGACAGCGCUUUGUGAAGUCAUGUUACCUGGACAGGGGCAUCCUGUGUCCAGUAAAGUUUGAGACUCUUAUUCCAUGUGUAAUGAAUUAGAGAGAAUGUUGUUUGCUCUCCUCCAAAAUGGUACUAUUGGACCAAAUUAACAUAUUUGAAAGUCACCGUCAUACCACCAGAAGACAAACAAGUAGUGCCCGUUAGUGACACAUGUUUAUACCAACUCCUUCCAUAUUUUGCUUAUGUUUCGUUUUUGUGGUUCCAAAAUUUCCUAUGAGCAAAGUCUGCAGAAUUGCAAACUCACGGAAAGUGUGCAUACAGAGCUCAGAAAGUCAACCAGAGAACCCUUAAAUACUAGCCCCCGACAUCAAAGUCUGAGACUGGUUCCACUUGCCACUUGCUGCCCUAAAAAGACACAAAACAUUUGUCCUAGACAUGAGACAGAAAUUUGGACAAAACACUAAUUGAAUAUUAUAUUAUUAUAUUAGAUUAUAACUGCCUCUGCUAUGUCAUAUAAUGUAUAGUAUUAGCAACAUCUUUCUGGUAUCCAGUGCAUGGUGGGAGAGGCUCUAGCCACCUGUGACCCCAACAAGAAUUAAGUUGGUCAAAUUGUUUCCACAAGCUUCCUGCUGUUGUUGGAAAAUUAUUUUUGUGCCAAACACCAAAUGAUUAAAUAUGUAGAUAGUCAACUUUUUAUGUAUUUCCUGUUAAUGUUUUGUAUGCCAAAUGUGAUAAAUACUUAUUAGUUAGCUUAUGUACAUUUUUUAAUUUAAGCUGUUUUUAGCUAUGCUAGCAGGGUGGCAUUAAUUGCCAUGAAAUGACAGAUAUCCACAUGAUCAGAUAAUCUAUAGAGGAUGAACUGUAAUAACUUUGGUGAUCUCUCAUUUUGUGUAGCAUCACCAGUAGGUCAGAGUUUGUUUGGUGGUCGUUGGUUUACCACUUUGGUACAGACAGAAAUAUCUCUUGGUACCAACAUUCGUGUUCCCCUCAGAAUGAAUUGUAAAUGUUUAACCAAUACCUGCUAAAUUAAUUACAUUCCCAACAGCCUCGGCUGUGCUUUGUUUUUAGCUCUAAUUAGCGAAUGUUAGCAAGCCAUCAACCCAAGCUAAGAUGGUAAGUUUACAAAGAUCAGCAUGUUAGCAUUGUUGUGAGCAUGCUGACGUUAGCAUUUAGCUCAAAGCACCACUGUGCCUAGUUACAGCCUCAGAGAGCUGCUAGCAUGAGUAUAGACUCUUAGUCUUGUUUUUAAUAUAAAAUGUAUUUUUAAACGCACUUACAAAUAUAUUUUCCAUGGCCUUUAGAAAUUACUUGAAGACACCAGUUCAUUGUUUACUUUGCUUGUGCUAGACAAAUCUUCAUUGUAUUCAUUUAUUAUUAUCCAGAUAUGCAUUUACUGCUUUGUCCACAUUUAUGAUAUUGUACUAUUGCAUGACAAACUAUGAGCCCUACCGUGAGUCAGUUUGACUACUUAUCAUCUGCAAAAAAAGUGAUGUUUUAAACAGAAAGACAUGAUUCACACAGAUUAGUAAGAUGUGAGUUAUAAAUAAUCCUUAUGACUUAAUAAUAAACUUGUAGUAAUUAUUACAAAGUCGUCUACAGAGGAAAUGUUAAGUCUAAAAAAAGCUCUCAUAAAAACUGUAUGGCUGCUACACCAGCUUACUUAGGCUAUAUGUUAACAACUAACUCACAUUUCCUUCUUUAUUUCUUUUUUGUAUCAAUACCACCUGCUUUUCAAUGCUGUUAUAUAAAAAGUGUGUGCUAACUCUG
Micropterus salmoides (largemouth bass) is the source of this 3071-nucleotide messenger RNA. It is a transcript of the gene gpr17, whose product is annotated as G protein-coupled receptor 17. The coding region runs from base 195 to 1214 and encodes 339 amino acids. Gene Ontology annotation, cellular component: membrane. Gene Ontology annotation, molecular function: G protein-coupled receptor activity. The record is from RefSeq and is a predicted model, not a curated record. Gene Ontology annotation, biological process: phospholipase C-activating G protein-coupled receptor signaling pathway; positive regulation of Rho protein signal transduction. NCBI's taxonomy places the organism in Eukaryota, Metazoa, Chordata, Actinopteri, Centrarchiformes, Centrarchidae. The transcript is spliced from 2 exons.